Misgurnus anguillicaudatus (oriental weatherfish) is the source of this 6195-nucleotide messenger RNA. The record is from RefSeq and is a predicted model, not a curated record. NCBI's taxonomy places the organism in Eukaryota, Metazoa, Chordata, Actinopteri, Cypriniformes, Cobitidae.
UCCCAGAAUUCAGCGCAGUGACGACAAUAACAAAACACAGCAGCAGAAGCGCUAGCGCAACCCAGCGAGACAAAAACUCGAUGACAAAACUCGCAUCUCAUUACCAGCCAUCCUAAAUUAGAUUUAUUGACAGAUGAACUACUCGUGAAUUCACACGAGCUUAUUUUGGAUGGAUUCGUGCGCUUUAUGGGAUUUAAAAAUAAAGGCCCGUGUUUGGAGUGAUGAGCGUUAGCCAGUUAGCACGACAGCUUCAACCUUUAGCUGACAGAAACCGUCACAUUUCAGCCAAAAUUAACCAAAUAUUCCGCGUUGACGCGGAGAAUGGACUGAAGAGAGCUCAGCCAUAAUUGACUAGAUGAACAACUCAAGCUGGAGUCAGACUCAGUGGAGAAUUCAUCAUGAAGUUGUAUGUGUUUCAAGUCAACAAUGGAAGCACGUUAACGUUUGACACUGAACUUGCUGUCCAAACUGUUUUGGACCUUAAACAUGCCAUUCAGGCCAAAUAUAAGAUUGCGAUCCAGCACCAGGUGCUGGUGGUCAAUGGAGGGGAAUGUAUGGUGGCAGAGAGGCGCGUGUGCAGCUACAGCGCUGGGACGGACACCAAUCCGAUUUUCUUGUUCAACAAAGAGAUGAUCCUGUGCGACCGAGCUCCAACCAUCCCUAAAACGACCUUCUCUAUAGAGAAUGAGAUGGAGCUGAAGGUGGAGGAGUCGCUCAUGAUGCCCGCUGUCUUUCACACGGUCGCCUCCCGCACACAGCUGGCUGUGGAAAUGUAUGAGGUUGCCAAGAAGCUCUGCUCCUUUUGUGAGCGACUGGUCCAUGAUGAACACCUUCAGCACCAGGGAUGGGCGGCCAUCAUGGCUAACCUGGAUGACUGCACCCUGUCCUACCAGAAAUUGCUCCUGAAGUUCGACACUGCUUAUACAAAUUACCAACAGGACUUUGAGGACAUCAAAUUAAAACUCACAAAGCUGGGCACUGCUGUCUCAGUCAUGGCCAAGAUUCCUCUACUUGAAUGUUUGACUCGACACAGCUACAAAGAAAGCUUGGAGAAAUCCAGCACCCCAAACCCGAAAACCACUGAUGAAGAGGAUGAAAACGAGGGCGAAGGAGAAACGUCCACCCGGUCCACUAUACAUUGCCCCGCAGACUCGCAGAAGAAUCUGAAAUCGCCUUCACCGGUCUCUUGCGCAGGAGAGACAUCAUCCCAAGCAUCAUCCUCUCCUCAAGACAGAUUAAAGAGCAGCUGUAGCCUGAAAGCAGCAUUACAGGAAGAGGAGGAGUCUCCUGAGAGGGAACCCAUGCCCUUUUUUAAUGUCACGUUGUUGGAUUGGAUCAAUGUGCAGGACAGACCCAAUGACGUGGAGUCGGUAGUUAGAAAGUGUUUUGACUCAAUCAACAGGCUUGAUCCACGAAUAAUCCAGCCGUUUCUAACUGAAUGCCGUGAGACGAUUACCAAACUGGAUAAUCAGAACAUGAAGGCCAUCAAAGGUCUUGAGGACAGACUGUAUGCACUUGACCAAAUGAUAGCAAGCUGUAAGAAGUUGGUCAACGAACAGAAGGAACUUGCUCAGGGAUUUCUUGCCAACCAGCAGAGGGCAGAAAACCUGAAGGACACCUCAGUUCUGCCCGAUCUGUGUUUAAGUCACGCCAACCAGCUGAUGAUCAUGUUGACCAACCACAGGAAGUUGUUAGACAUCAAGCAGAAGUGUACCACUGCCAAACAGGAGCUCGCCAACAACCUUCAAGUUCGUCUCAAAUGGUGCUGCUAUGUGAUGCUUCACGCCGAUCAGGAUGGAGAGAAGCUGCAGGCUCUCCUGAGGCUUCUGACGGAGCUGCUGGAGCGAGUGAGGGUUGUGGAGGCUCUCAGCACCGUUCCACAGAUGUACUGUCUCGCCGUAGUGGAGGUGGUCAGGCGAAAAAUGUUUAUAGGACACUACAGACAAUGGGCUAACGCUCUUGUCAAAGAUGGAAAAAACCUCUAUGAGGCGGAAAAGGUAAAAAGGGAAACGUUCGGGAAGCUUUUCAGAAAGUCAUUUCUCAGAAAUCGGUUGUUUCGUGGGUUGGAUUCAUGGCCACCCUCUUCAUUUUGUACCCGAAAGCCUAGAAAGUUUGACUUUGAGCUUCCAGAUAUUUCCCUGGGUGACCUGCAGUAUCUCAAGUCAUGUUGUCCUUCCGAGGUUCAACCUUACCUCAGGGUCCCAACACUGUGUGACUUUCAGCCACUGAACCAUCAUGUGGAAGUUCUCCAACAGCUGGUUCAGGCUGCUCAAAGUGUGGAUGAGAUGUCACAAACCAUCACAGACCUACUAAAUGAACAAAAGGUUUCCUGUAGCCACAGUGCUCAAAGAUCCAACGUGUUUACACCCAGAUCUGAAAGCACAACUCCAAUCACCUCUACCUCCACCAAAACAUUGUCCACUCUCAGUCUAAAAGCACCAGACUGCCAACCCUUGAGUCUUCCUGGUCCAUUGGAGGACUUAUCACCAGACAGCAUAGAUGCUCAGACUUUCGAUUUUGAAACCAUUGGACACCCCAAUAUGGAUACUGUAUUACAGCAAGCCUCUUUGGACUUGGACUCGUUGGCAGGAAGUCCAGAGUCGGAUUUUAUGUCGGCAGUUAACGAAUUUGUUAUAGAGGGGAAUUUGAUGUCACCUAAUCCUAUCAGUGAUCCCACAAGUCCAGAGAUGAUGGUGGAAUCUCUUUACUCUUCUGUCAUAAAUGCAAUCGACAGCAAGCGCAUCCAGGACACUACUACGCUCCAGAAGGAAAACUCAAAGAUUGCAACGCUCAAGCUGUCCGUGGAUCGGUAUCGUUCUGCUGCGGAAGAGUCCAAGAACAAUUUGAGGAAAGUUAAAGAAGACCUUUAUCACUUUCGGGGACUUGUUUUGAAGGAACAACGGGACUUCGGGUUUGCACUGAAAACAACAACCAUUGAGGUCCGAAAUGUUCUCAACAAUAUCAGAGACCGCCACGAAGAGAAUCUAAGAGAAACGCAACAAACCAAUCUCAAGAGUCUGAAGGAAGAUCACGAAAAGCAGUUACUUACCCUCACGGAAGAGCUGGAGGGCAAUCGGAAAAUUGUCAGAGAUGUCCAGAGAGCGAUGCUGGAUCUUGAGGGACUUGUGGAGCGCAAGGAAAAGGAAAUAUCUCAGCUGGAGAACGAGAAGGAACGUUCUAUGCAAGAAGAGCAGAACCUUCACAAACAGGCCGUGCAAGACCUUGAGGUGAAGAUCUUGAAGCAAAGCGAAGAGCUGAAAGCUGCGUUGUUGUCCAAGGAUGAACUUGCUGGGCAACUGGAGAACCUUCACUUUGAGAUUGAGCGUGGCCAACAGAGAAUAAAACAGGAGAUGGAGAAUGCAGAGAAGAUGCACCUUCAAGAACUUGAGGAUCAGUUGAAGCAACAACAUGAAGCAGAGCUCAAAUCUAUGAGACUGGAGAAACAAAGUGCACUUGACAACCUUGCCCAGGAGAACCAGGUGAGGCUAAGAGAGGUGAUGGAGACCCACUCGGUCGAACUCAAGGAGCGUGAGGGACGCCUAAAAGAUUUAGAUGCCCGUGUCACAGAACUUGCAGAUGCCCGCUGCAAACUAGAAGUCGAGUUGGCGCUUAAGGAUGCAGAGACAGAGGACAUGAGAAUGCAAUACGAGGAAGUCAAAAGUUCCCAGGAGGAUGCGUUGAAAGCAGAGUUGGAUGCUCAAACUACCGCCUUGCAGACGCAGAUCGAUACGCUAAAUCAGCAGCUCCAACAGAAGAACGAAGAGUACGAGUUGGGCCAAGCCAACCUUCGAGCUCUCAUGAGAUUAGAAAAGGACCACUGCAUCUCUGAACUCGUGGAUCGACACGAAGAGGAGAGCACCUUGCUCCGUCACGAGUUUUCAGCGCUCAAGCAGAAGUCACAGGAUGCGGAGAAAGACUCCGAGGAACGAAUUCAGAAGAUCCAGGAGGACUUUGAUGGCCAGCUAGAUGCCUUACGGAGGGAAAAGGAGGAGACGCAGAAAGCUUUUAAAGAGACAGAACAAGAUCUGAGGACUGUUAUUGGUGACCUGCAAGCAGAAAACGGACUGCUGUCUGGAAGAUUGGAACAAGAGAGGAUUGAAGCCCAGCAGAGGGCAGAGGAGCAGAAAGAGGAGGCGGUUAAAUCUGCAUUACAAGAGGCCUUAAGAGACGUUCAACUCCAAAAAGAGGAGAUUGAGAGCAGACUGUUAGGAAAAAUUGAACUACUUGAAAUUCAGCUUAAAGACAGACAAUCCACUGAGAUGGUGGCAUCUUCUGUAGAGCAGACUGAGGUUGGUGUUGAUGCCUGCACUGGGUUUCCCCUACACAGCGGUGAGUGGACCGAGGAGAGGGCGUCUCUCUUGGCCAAAAUGGAGCUCUUGGAACGCACAAAAAAUGAAGAGAUGCAAAACCUGAAGACCUCGCUCAUUGCUGAGCAGCAGACCAACUUCAAUACUGUUCUGACAAGAGAAAAGGUGAAGAAAGAGCAAAUCAUCAACGAAUUGACCGAGAAGCUCAACAGCGUCAUGCAGCAACAAGAAAAAGAUAAAGGUCUGAUUGAGACGCUUUCCGAGGACCGCGCCACCAUCCUUCAGGAGAAGAAACAGCUGGAGGAGGAGCUUAACCGCAUGCGAAACACCGUCCUUGUGUCCUCAUCCUUUUUUCCACCAAAUCCCCCACCUGUUCUCACAGAAGCCCAAGGUGCCUGUGGGCCUGCCCAUCCUGAAGUCCUCUCCCCUUUUGCCUCCGACCCGGAGAGGCUGGCAUCCAUGGCUGCGUUUAAGGAUGACGAGAGGGUGGAGUCAGCCGUGGAGGCCAGCAUGAUGACAGUGCGUGACAACCCUAUGCUAUCUGAAGAAAAACAACGCAUUUUGAUUUUGGAAAGGACCUUACAUAUGAAGGAGGAAGAGAACAAAAGACUGAGUCAAAGACUGAUGUCACAGAGUAUGUCGUCCGUAUCAUCAAGGCACUCAGAGAAGAUCGCCAUUCGAGAUUUUCAGGUGGGCGACUUGGUUCUCAUCAUUUUGGACGAGAGGCACGAUAAUUAUGUUCUCUUCACUGUCGGACCCACCCUUUAUUUCCUGCAUUCAGAGUCUCUUACAGCUUUGGACCUCAAGCCAGCGAGCGGAGCCACACGGCGGCCGUGGGUUUUGGGAAAAGUCAUGGAGAAGGAAUAUUGCCAAGCCAAAAAGGCUCAAAACCGGUUCAAAGUUCCUCUUGGCACCAAAUUCUACAGAGUAAAAGCCGUACCGUGGAAUAAGAAAGUGUAAUCUUGUAAAAUUAUCAUAUUGUAAUGAGCUCACUGUUUUUAUUGUUUUGUUUUUUAAACAGACUCGCUCAUCUUUAACAAAACCAUUUUCCCCCUGAUUGUUUUGCCUCUGUUGCAGCCCGUUUUAUCACUUUUUUUUAUACGCAGAGGAUUUGUAAAUGUGGACCAAAUGAUAAUAACUUUAUCAGCGUAUGAUGGCUCGAGAGCCAUUGCGAAAAGUCUGUAAAGCUAAAAUGAAGCAUAUUUGGAUGUUAUAUAUUAGUUCAUCAUUAUUAUCAAUAUAUUGGGGCGGGUGGGACACUAUCACGAUCCGCUUAAUUACUUAAGAAGGUUAUGAAAAUAUACAUUUAUUGUAAAUGUUAACAGAGGAAUGGUCAUGGCAUGCAUAUAGAUAUAUUUUCUUUAAUUUUCUCGUCUGGAUAUGCGUUGUAGUCGGACGAAUCGGUAUAAAAAUAUAACUGCUGAUUGUCACUCACAGCACAGUAUGACCCGCCUGUUUAUUAUGAAGUACGUUUGGACGGCCUGGCAAAGGCCAGAUCUCGCAAUCCUUCAGAUGCACUUUCAAAAAAAGACGACGUUUUGUUGAUUUUAAAAGGGAGGCGUUUGUGCUGUCAAAAACAAGCAUUGGAUGGAUGAAUAACAGCACAUAUCUUCUCUGUUGUAGGACGUCGAGAUAUAGAAAGUAAUAUUUCAUGUUUGUGAAUGUGUGUCUUUAUUGAAUUUAACAAUGACAUUGUAUAUUAUCCAUUACAUCAGUAACGAAAACAUGACUGUAUUGUAAAAGAAUUUAGAGUUUUCAAAACAAUAAAGGUUUGAUCCCAAACUCCUCGCUUUUAAGUGCAUUUCCCACAAUUCAGCGUCAGAUUUAUUCUGCCGUACGUUGGGGAAGUGUUUGCUUGCGUAAAUAAAAUAAACAGGUAUGCUUUUAA